CGACGACAACCUCGCAAGUUGCCUAAAGGCCAUCAUCAUAUCUUUGACUUCAUUAUCUGUUCUGAACCAGCCACUCAUAGUUGGGUCGCCCACCUAGUCACAGCUUUUAUUUCUCACAGCAAGCACCAUUAGAUUACCCGAAACACCUCAAAUAUGCCUCCCGCAGGAGCUGCCUUUGUGGCCAAACUCAAAGUCCAGCUGAAACUGGCUAUUGCCAGAUUGCGUAUGGUCCAGAAACGCGAUGAAGCCCUCGCCAAGACCCAGCGACGGGCUAUGGCGCAGUUGCUUGAUGUUGGCAAGGAGGACUCGGCCCGCAUCCGUGUUGAAAACAUCAUCCGGUCAGACAUCACCACCGAGCUUCACGAGAUUCUGGAACUCUACUGUGAACUCUUGCUUGCCCGCGCCGGUCUGUUGGAGGCGCCCACAUGCGACCCUGGUCUCGAGGAGGCCGUCAAGAGCAUCAUCUACGCCGCACCCAAGACCGAGAUCAAGGAGCUCCACCAAGUACGGACGCUGCUCGCGGAGAAGUUUGGUAAGGAGUUUGCGCUACAGGCGGUGGAAAACUCGGAUGGAAAGGUGUCGGAAAAGGUUGUCAAGAAGCUCAGCGUGACGCCACCGCGGGAAGAGCUUGUUGUUGGCUAUCUGGAGGAGAUCGCAAAGGUGUAUGGCGUGAACUGGCCAAAGAAGAAGGCACACUUGGGCGAGCCGCCUGACUUUAUGGACGAGGAUGAGAGCCCGAGCGGUGGGCAGGCUCAGAAGAACCUCGAGGUACCUUUAAAGGCGGAAGAUAAGGAGGCGGAGGCUCAGGAAGAGCUCAGCAAGGCAACGCCACCAGUGUCCUUCGGACCUGCGAGCCCACUACAUGUUAACCCACCACCGCCGUCAACCGACAAUAUCCAUCCCAAAGUCACCCUGAACCACCAGCAAUUACAAUCAAAGCAAUCUCCAGCGGGUGGUGGAGUUGUGAAGAAGGCGCCUGCGAAGGGGAGUAUCGCAGAUGGCAUUCCUGACGUGGACGAGCUGGCUAAGCGGUUUGCGGCUUUGAAAAAGUAGCAUGGUUUUGCCAUGAUAUGGACUUUUUUUUCAAGCGGUUUGUGCUUUUGCAGAACCAAACUACGAAGUAUGGGAGCGAAUCUUUGCAGCGGUACUAGUAUUUGUUGGCCUAUGACAUUUCAAGCGAAUCAUCAUCAAUUCGAAUAUUCUCAUACCUGGGCUGCUCGCUUGGUGUUGACUGACCCGUCGGAUACCGCGUUGCUAUUGGUAUAUGGCAAGGUUCUCUUGGUUCUUGGACUGCCAAGAAUUCCCCAAUCACCAAACCCUUCAUCAGUCCUUUUGAGGUUGUAGAGGCAUGGAUCACUUCCCAUGUUGAUAUUUCCGUGGCAGGCUGGCAGGAUGGCGCAGCCGUCAUGGUUGUGUCCGCCCCCUCCUCUUCAUUCCUGCCCCCGACUUCCGUAAACGGGGCAGAUGUGAUGGAAGGCCCCCGUCUGUCAACCACGCCAGAGGUGACUAAAUCAUCUGGCAAAGCUAGCGAGGGUAGCUCCUGCCUUGUUCGCUGGAUCCCCGCCGUGAAAUUGAUGGACGUUUGCUCUUUCCUUUCAUCCCAACUUGUGUCCCUUGAUUUCACACCUGAUGCCAGCUGCCUGCUCUGGUCCCAAUAUGACCUUUGAAUAUUACAGUACCAACGCAUCGACGCAGCCCAAGUCGAUUAAUUCCUUUGACCUUCCACAUUUCCAACAUCUCGCAGAGGUUGCUCAUCAAGAUAUUCCAAGCAACAAGCGGAUAUCACGAGGCUUUCAAGGAAACUUGCUCCCACUGGUAUCGCGUCCCUCCCACCUGGUCACGGGUGGGAAAACGAGCCAGAGUCACGGUCGCGUCAUUCAC
Molecule: messenger RNA, 1881 nt
Organism: Neurospora crassa OR74A
Lineage: Eukaryota; Fungi; Ascomycota; Sordariomycetes; Sordariales; Sordariaceae
Product: DUF292 domain-containing protein
Exons: 2
Coding region: 154-1053 (299 amino acids)
Biological process (GO): protein transport
Source: RefSeq, a predicted model, not a curated record